AUGGCCUUUGAGACGAUCCGGAGAGACCGUGAGAAGCUGAUCUCCUUCCUCGAAAGAGGGCCUGAUCUCAUCUUGGACGAUGUGGCCUCCCAGGGCUUCAUCUCUGAGAAUGAUUACGAGGCUUUGGAUAAGCUGCAAAAUCCAAAGGAGAAGAUGCGGAAACUUUUGGUGAAGAUCCAACUCAAAGGCGAACUGAUCUGCCAGCGGUUCCUGGAAUGUGCACGGAGCCUCUUUCCAGAUCUGCCUCCUCAGUUAUGGCCUCCAGCAAGUUCUUGCUCAGAUCAAAAUGGAGGUUGCGAUCCAUACCCUGCUUCUGUUUUGGAGAAGAAUGAAGAAGAAUCCUCUGUUGAAAGCAAGAACCCAGAAGAAAAUGUAUCCAGCAAGCAAGAGCCUGUACCAGACACAAUGGAGGAAGACACUUUUGAAGCGAUACCUUUCCUGGCGAAGUUGGGGCUCAACAAGCGAAAUUGCAGAAAGCUCAACAUGGGAGAAAUCCUGGAAAUCGACUCGGAGAGUCUCAAACCUGUGGUUCCUCAGAAGCUGGAAGAUCUACCUUGGCAUUUCUUGAGGAAACUGAUGGCCCUCAAUGGGACGGCCAGGAACACCAGCCUUGUGUCAAAGGAUUCUGAGGAAGAUUCAUCUGGGGAUGAGGAGGAAGAUGUGGGAGAUGAGAUGUUCUCUCUGAGGGAGAUGGACACUGGAGACUCUGUGAACCCCCUUGAUGUCCUUUGUGCCAUCCUACUUUGCUCCGAUAGCUUCCUUCAGCAGGAGAUCUUGCUCAAAAUGUCCAUGUGCCAGUUUGCCCUCCCUUUGAUCUUACCUCCCCUUGACACCCCCAAAUGUACCUUCAUGCUGUGGGCCAUGAGGGACAUUGUGAGAAAAUGGAGGCCCCAUUCUCUAGCUGAGAGCAGAGGUUUCAGAGAAGAGACUUUAGUGCUGACCCCCAUGCCAACCAUUUCCUUUGUGCGAAUAGGAAAUUGCAGUCUCUCCAAAUCGAAACUUCUUAAUGAGGUCCUCAGCUCCCCUCAGCACCACCACGAUUUCUUUGUACACCGUGAUGCGGACUGUGGGAAUAUCCCUCGAGAGAUUAGUGAUGGGCUUGUGGAAAUUUCCUGGUAUUUUCCUGUGGGGAGGGAAAACUCUGAUCUUUUCCCUGAGCCUGUAGCAGUAAUGAACCUGCGUGGAAACGUAGAGGCACACUGGCUACAGUUCAGUUUUUUAACAGAGGUGUCCUCAGCUGUGUUCAUUCUUGCUGAGAACAUUUCGAACACGGAAUAUGCUAUGCUAUUGAGUCUUCAGGGAUCAGCAUCUAAAUACUACUUUAUCUUGAAUACUGAAGGUGGGAAAUCAAAGGAAACGCUGGGCUUCCUUAACAAGCUAGCUCCAGCUUUGAACCUCAGCAAAUCGCAGCUGUUGAUGAAAGAAAAGAGCCAAAAUACCACAGAAUUUGUGAAGAAGCUUCAGUCAAACAUGAAGAAUAUCUUGAACUCCCUUCCAAAAGCGGUGAAUAUUGAAGAAAUGGCAAGCAUAAGCCGAGAACUGGGGAUCCAGAUAGAUGAGGAUACAAAGGCCUGUCAGAAUGGGACCCUGCAUGCCGAGGAAAUUGUCAAAGAAAUAGGGGAUGUUGCAAACUACAAGAAGAAAAUGCUGAAACUCCAGGGGGACUUGUGGAAGAAUGUGGCCAAAGUGGAGAAAGAACUGUGCCGGAUGAAAAGGCAAGCUGACAUACCAACCGAAGAUUACAAAUCUCAGUUAAGGGAGAAACGGAUAGAAUUACGUGGAGAGCAGAAUCAGUGUGACCUCACUAGUGGGAUAAUGAAAUUUAUUAAUGGAAUACAUCACCUUUGCUCAGUGGAGAAAUGCUACUUUCUGAAAUGGAUGAAGUUCAGCUUAGAUCGUGUUGCGAGGGCAAACUUCUUAAGAUUACGGGAAGAAUAUAAAGAGAAGUGUCAAGCCACUGGAAAUGAUCCACAACAGUUAGCAGAGCUGGAUGAAUUAAUUUCCACCAGUUCCUUAGGGGUGGAACACUUUAUGCGUGAGUUGGGUCAGUUUUAUGAAGCAGAAUAUAUGAUGGUGAAGGAAGGUAACAUGAUGGACGACCAAAGGCAAUUUGUCCACCUACCAGGGAUAGCUGCUGACCUUAUGCUGGAAGGCUUUCCAAUGGAGCUGAUUGAUGGAGAUGCAUCUAACAUCCCUCUGCAAUGGGUAACUGAUGUUCUGACUGAGCUUCAUGCCAAGCUUGAUGGGAAAUCCAGGAUGCAGGUUCUAACUGUUCUUGGUGUGCAGAGCACUGGCAAAUCCACCCUUCUCAAUACUAUGUUUGGACUUCAGUUUGCGGUCAGCAGUGGCCGAUGUACUAGAGGAGCAUUCAUGACACUCCUUAGAGUCACAGAGAAUUUUCGGAAGGAAAUUGGUUGUGAUUUCAUCCUGGUGAUAGACACGGAAGGUUUGAAAGCUCCUGAGCUGGCUAAAUUGGAGGAUAGCUAUGAACAUGAUAACGAGCUGGCCACCUUGGUGAUUGGACUCAGUGACAUAACAAUAGUAAACCUGGCUAUGGAGAAUGCCACUGAAAUGAAGGACACCUUGCAAAUUGUGGUCCAUGCGUUUUUGAGGAUGGAGGAAAUUGGGUGCAAACCUAAUUGCCAAUUUGUGCAUCAGAACGUUAGUGAUGUUUCUGCCCAUGAUCAGAACAUGAGGGACAGAAAACGCCUCCUGGAACAACUCAAUGAAAUGACUAAAGCUGCAGCAAGGAUGGAAAAACACUGCAGGGAAGUGUCCUUCUCAGAUAUUAUGGACUACGAUCCAGAAAAACACAACUGGUACAUCCCUGGCUUAUGGCAUGGCGUCCCACCCAUGGCCCCAGUGAAUUUGGGAUACAGUGAGAGUGUAUCAGAGUUGAAAAGGUACCUGUUUGAGCUGAUGAGAACCUGUUCACAAAAUAGAUCCCCUAAAGACAUCCCCCAGUUUGUUGAAUGGGUAAAGAGCUUGUGGAAUGCUGUAAAACAUGAAAACUUUAUCUUCAGCUUCCGUAACAGUCUUGUGGCUGAUGCUUAUAACCAACUCUCAGUGAAGUAUUCAGAAUGGGAAUGGGAUUUCCGGAAGGAGAUGCAUCUUUGGGUGUCCAAAGCAGAGACUUCAAUUCAGAAUCAAUCCCUAGAAGUCCUAGAAGCUGAUGCAUUAGAUAAAUUGAAGGUUGAAGCCUAUCAGAAAUUGCAUGAUGGAGAGCAAAACAUGUUACAGUGCAUACAAAGCUAUUUUGAGAGUGGUGGAGAAAGCUUGCACCUGAUUGAAAAGUAUAGAGAAGAAUUUGUUGGAAGUGUGAAGUUUCUUCGGAACAAGCUAGAAAGCUAUUCAAUUCACAAGUGUCAGGAAGCCGUUCUUAUACGUAAGGGACAAAGUAAGAUAGACAACCUGCAGGCCAAAUACUUUAAAACCAUAGAAGGGAAGGUGAACAAGCUCUUAGAAGAGUGUAAAGAGAAGGAAAACAAACUGAAUUCUAAGGAACUGAAAGAAGAGUUUGAGAAAAUGUGGAAGGAAACCCUAGAAGAGUUGCCGUCAAAUAGUUUAACUCAUCGACAAAUUCAUGUAGAUGUAUCGCAUCAGCUCAGAAAAGAUUUGGCAAGUCGGGGCGGCUUGGCCAAUCAGAUCAUCCAGAAGGUAUUGUUCACAUCAGGCUGUAGAAGGACACCGUUCACCAUGAAAAAGAAAUAUCUAGAAACAUCGCUUAUAGGAACACUAAAGGGUCUAUUAUUCAAGGAUUAUCUAGGUGAAGCAGAGAAUGCUACCAUGGGCCUGAUUGGUGUGUGUAGGAAAUACGUUACAGAGAAAGUCAGUGUGAAACGGGACUAUGAUGAAACAUAUUGCCGGGAACUGUUAAGAAUAAUCAAUGAGCAACUUAAGGAAAAGGAUUUCCAGAAACUUCACACUACCAUUCACUUUGAAGUGGAUCUUAAAUGGUACAUCCUGGAAGAGGCAGCUGAUGCUUUUCAGAACAUGCACGAUGAGUUCCAGAGGGCAAACAAUCCUCAUCGACGUCUAGAAAACCUGAAGCCUCACUAUUUCUCCAUCUUCAAAGACCUUUACUAUGAGAAGGAUGCUUGUCAGAACAGAGCCAAGGAUUUUUGUGAUCUGUGCCUGAAACCCGCUCUGGUGGACUACUGCAAUAAGAGACUUGGAGUAGAAAUCGUCGAGGACAUCCUCAGCAGCGGGCAGUCUGUGCAGUACGGCAGUCGAAGCUUCUUUCAGUUCACAGUGCAGAAGGCAUUGCUGGAAAAGGGAAACGUCGAUGCCUAUGUGGAAUACAUAAAGCACUAUGAAGACUUUGUGAAAUCUUGGAUACAAGCUCACCUGUUGGACCAUUACAGCCAGAGAGGAGAGGGCUUAGCGGUCUUGGAGAGAGGAAUCCUGUCUGCUGUGACAAAGCAAGCAAGCAAGGCUCUAGAAAGCUCUGCAAACCAAACCCUGAUUUUGUCUGAAUUCUUGGAGUGCUUCUGCCAAGAGAUGAGUGAAGAACUUGUCAUUUCGAAGAACUCCCUAGACGUCAUCUUGUUCAACAACGUUUCUAAUGUUAGUUCUUUCUCAGCUGAGAUACAAAGAUAUGUCCCUGAGGUGAUAGAAGGGAUCCUUUCAGAGCAGCUGAAGAUGAACACUGAGGCAGUAUUUUCAAACAUUCCGUUCAAGCCCCAGGAUGAGAUCUUCAAGCGCGUCUUCGGCUGUGGGAAGCAGUGUCCCUUCUGCAAAGUCCCCUGUGAAGCCGGAGGGGGAAACCACAAGGAACACUUUGCAUCCGUCCAUCGACCUCAAGGGUUAGGAAAGUAUAGAAAUCAUGUAACAUCCAAACUUAGCUAUUCCUUAUGCUCCUCUGAUGUCAUGUCAAACGCCCGUUUCAGCAACGUGGACACAGAUGGAAAAUGGCAUCCCUAUAAAGACUAUCGCCAAUACUAUCCCAACUGGUGCAUCCAGCCCGAUGCCAGCAUCACAGCCUCGGACUACUGGAAGUUUGUGUUCAGCAAGUUCAAUCAGCAGUUUGCUAAUCAGUAUGAUGCUCUCCCUGCUGAUCUUCCUAAGGACUGGGAGAAAAUCACCCAGAAGCAAGCACUGGAAAGCAUCCAAGAAGCCUUUAACAUGAAAUAAUUCAUGCUGGUUGCUGCCAUUCUCAACCUUGUGCCCAAGUGCCUAAACAGGUAGUGGAAGUACUGUCUGUCUGUAGUAAAUACCAACCUAUUGUUAAGGGUCCUUUUUAACUCGCAGCAUUAUUGGCAUUGUAGGCAGUGGUCUACAUAAUGUUUUCUGGAUACUUUAAGGAGAAACAACCAGCGCUGUUCUAUAGUGCCAUGUAAUGAAUAUAGGAACUUUACAUAGCAUCUGCACACGACAUGCAAAACUUAAGUGUGUUUAGAAUCUUAACUGAAAUGCAAGCUCUGUCUUCCAUGGGACAUCUGGAUGUCCUAAAAUUCACAACUGCACUUAAAAGAAAUUGCUAUCUGGUUUACAAUACGUGUGACUGCUGGUUUGCUCUUCUGUUUUUCAGCUUCUUUCCCCAUGGUUGCACUUAUUCAAGAAAUUCCUAAUUUUAUAGCGCCCAAUCCGCUUGCAAUAAAUUAGCCAUCUAUUCCUGCUUUAGUAAUCUUUCCCCUCCUCCAGUUAAAAAAUGGGGGUAAUAUUGAUCAACUUCCACAGAAUUUUGACGAUGGGCACAAAUAGAGAAUGCAACUCACCUUCCACAUAGAAGGUGCUAUAGAAAUGAUUAAUAAUCUAUGUGUUUACUUCUUUACAAGAGAGACAGUAAGGCUUAUGCAGUUCUCCUCUGCCAGCCAUAUUUUGCUCUGGAAGUCCCGUAAUCCCUAAGGAAAAGUAGCCGGUGAAGAAGCAGCCCUUUGCACGUGCUUCCUGGUAUCCACAUUACUACAGAAGACGUUCCAGGUGUGAUUUCAACAGGGCUCUACUCAUACACAGAUGGUGUGUGUGGAUGAGUACAGAACUGCCAAAUCCUAGUUAUUCAGCUGUAUAAAAUAAAAUUAAUAUUAUAACAUCUAAAAACAA
Elgaria multicarinata webbii is the source of this 6042-nucleotide messenger RNA. RefSeq names its product interferon-induced very large GTPase 1-like. The transcript has 4 exons. Bases 1 to 5133 code for a protein of 1710 amino acids. Gene Ontology annotation, molecular function: GTP binding. The record is from RefSeq and is a predicted model, not a curated record. Gene Ontology annotation, biological process: regulation of apoptotic process. Lineage: Eukaryota; Metazoa; Chordata; Lepidosauria; Squamata; Anguidae.